AGUACUCCUGUGAGCGACGCUGCAUGGAGUAACUGUGCUUUGUAACUGUACACAAACGUGAGCAGUUAACUUUGGACGUGCUGGCAUAGAUGACGUUCAUAGGGUAGGUGGUUGCAAAUGGUAAACAUGAUGCCAAAAUGGGCUGAGCUAGUUAUGAUUUGGGAUGAGCAUCCAUCGUAGCAUCCUACGAUGGAUGUACCAAACUAAAACUGAUCAGGUGUGCAGCUAAACGUGUUCUAACCAGGCCAACUGGUGCUGCCAAUGUCAUGAAGGCACACUUGUGUGAAACUAAAGAAGUUCGCUGGCUAAACAAUAUUAGAAGUAAAGCGCUCCACCACUAUGAUGUUAGCGUUAAAGCUUUAAACACCAUUAGUUAAGCUAGCGAAGUACACUAUGACUAGUUAAGCUAUAGAAAUACACUGAUUAGGUCAGCUGUAGACAUACACUUUGGCUAGUGAAGCUAUAGAAAUACAUUGGCUCUAUAGAAGAACACUGACUACGUCAGCUGUAGUACAGCCUAAAGAUUGAGAAAUACAUUAGCCUUUAAACUAUAGAGCUACACUGAUUAGUCCUUAAGCUUUAGAAGUAAACUGAUUUUUCCUUAAGAUAUAGAAGUAUGAUCUGAUUAGUCCGUAAGCUAAAGUAAACUCUGAUUAGUCCUUAAUAUAUAGAAGUAGAUCAGAUCAGUCCUUAAGCUAUAGAAGUAGGCUGUGAUAUGUAGUGUAGCUCAAAAGAGGUUCUCUAUUAGAAUUAAAGUCAUAAAAGUACAAUAGGCUCAAAAGAAAAGGUCCAGAAGUUUACUGUUUAGAGUUAAUGCUAAAUAGAAUUGCACUAGGAUUAGAACUAAAGCUCUAUAGAGGUUCUUUGAUUAGAAAUAAAGGUAAAUAGAAGUAUACUAGGAUCAGAAGUAAAACUCGUAGAGAAACACUGUUCGGAAAUAAAGUUAAAUAGAAAUACACUGGUUAGAAAUAAAGGUUUAUAGAGGUACACUAUGAUUAUAAAUAAAGUUAAAUAGAAGCACAUAUCCCUACAAGCUGUAGGAUAUAGCGAAUCUUUCUAGAAGUGGGCCACACGCCGGCUGCAGAUGUGUUGACAAAUGUAAACGGAAAAAACGGAUGAAUGUCUUAUUGUAUAUUCCCUGAUAGGGACCCAGUCAAUAAUAAGUUAAUCAAAUACAUAUUGAUCGUAUUCGUUGUUUAUCAAAUAUACUAUAAUGUUGUACAUUUAUAAUACAAUGAUUUUUUUCUAUCUCGGGGCCAUUUUGUCUCGAGACGUUCGUGUGGGCGGAGGUGAAAUAUCCGUGGGCGGAGGCAAAUUUGAUUGAACCAAUCAGCGGCCGCUACGUCGCAACCACCCAGAGCAGCGAUUGGCUGGAGUCCGCGGGUCUCGGUUGAAGAAGAAGGAGCUCGGUCUGCAGCGCGUCACUCUGUCUGUUUCAACAUGGCGACUCAACAACUGUGUAAGCUGUUCGUCGGCGGGCUGAACGUGGAGACCACCGAGGAGGGCCUCCGCCUGCACUUCGAACAAUACGGCGCCAUCACCGACUGCGUGGUGGUGAUCAACCACCAACUGCAGCGGUCCCGCUGCUUCGGCUUCGUUACCUACUCCACCGGCGAAGAGGCAGACGCAGCAAUGGCCGCCCGGCCGCAUGUGCUGGACGGGAACAGCGUGGAGGUGAAGAGGGCCGUAGCCCGGGAGGACGCCGGCCGGCCCGAGGCGCUGGCUAAGGUCAAGAAGGUUUUCCUCGGCGGGCUUAAAGACGAGACCGAGGAGAGCCAUCUGCUUGAAUACUUCGGCCAGUUUGGGGUAGUGGAGAAGGCCGAGAUCAUCUCCGACAAGCUGACCGGGAAGAAGCGCGGCUUCGGCUUUGUCUACUUCGACGACAACGACUCCGCGGACAAGGCCGUGCUACUGAAGUACCACACCAUCAACGGGCAUAAAGUUGAGGUGAAGAAGGCGCUCACCAAGCAGGAGGUGCUUGCGGCGGGCGGUCGCGGUGGCCGUGGAGGCCGCGGCGGACGAGGCGUGUACAACGGCUACGGCGGCGGGAGAGGGGGCGGCGGCGGUGGUGGCUACGGCGGUGGCGGCGGCUACGGCGGCGGCUACAACGACGGUGGCUACGGCGGCGGCUACGGAAACGGAGGGUACGGCGGUGGGGGAUACGGGGCGGGCGGCUACGGGCAGAUGGCGGGGGCCGGUGGCGGCUACGGGAACGGUUACAAUGACUUUGGCGGGGACUACGGACAGCAGUCUUCGGCGUACGGCGCCAUGAAGGGGGGGAACUAUGCCAACCGGAACGCGGCCCCGUACCCCCGCGGUGGUGGCGGCGGGGCGGGCGGCGGCGCGUACGGAAGAGGCAACUUCAGCGGUUAUUAGAUAUGACGGAGAUAUGACGUCAUGUCCGUGGGAAAAUGUUGAUCACAAUAAACUGAAUUUACACACAAGGCGCUCUGGGUCUCUGAGGAGCGACAAGCAGAAUGACUCCAACCCCCCCCCAACCCUCAUCUGUGGAAGACAUUGUGGACUUUGCAUACCAAGAAUUGCUAAAAAAUGAUGUAAUUUAUAAUGUGGGCUUUAGUUUGACAGUUAUCAGAUAGGUUUAGAUGGAGAUGUACCAGAUGACUGGUGGCAUCGCGAACUCAGGGCCUUUAGUCUGCGUUAGGAUCUUAAACUUCUCCACUGGGUCUCCAACAUUUGUCCCGUUUUGUUGAAUGCGUUUUUGUUUGUAAAUUGAGCUGUCGUCAUUUUUUCCCGUUCCACCUAAGCUUUUACUUUUGUAUACUUUGCAUUUAGCAGAGAUGUUAAUUUUGGUUCAAUUGUUUUAUUAUAAUUGCCUUUUAUUAAAGUUUUUAAUGUUUCGAAAAUUA
Messenger RNA from Gadus morhua (Atlantic cod), 2867 nucleotides. RefSeq names its product heterogeneous nuclear ribonucleoprotein A0. Lineage: Eukaryota; Metazoa; Chordata; Actinopteri; Gadiformes; Gadidae. Gene Ontology annotation, cellular component: catalytic step 2 spliceosome. The record is from RefSeq and is a predicted model, not a curated record. The transcript has a single exon. Gene Ontology annotation, biological process: mRNA splicing, via spliceosome. The coding region runs from base 1441 to 2376 and encodes 311 amino acids. Gene Ontology annotation, molecular function: mRNA 3'-UTR binding.